Messenger RNA from Drosophila novamexicana, 2714 nucleotides. Its product is annotated as 25S rRNA (cytosine-C(5))-methyltransferase nop2. The coding region runs from base 59 to 2581 and encodes 840 amino acids. The transcript has 3 exons. NCBI's taxonomy places the organism in Eukaryota, Metazoa, Arthropoda, Insecta, Diptera, Drosophilidae. Gene Ontology annotation, molecular function: RNA binding; rRNA (cytosine-C5-)-methyltransferase activity. The record is from RefSeq and is a predicted model, not a curated record. Gene Ontology annotation, biological process: rRNA base methylation; maturation of LSU-rRNA. Gene Ontology annotation, cellular component: nucleolus.
CACACAUUGUUUAAAAACAUUUUUUCGCUAGCGAAACGUGAGUUGGAAGGAUUUAAAUAUGGGACGCAAAGCAGAAUAUAGUGAAAAACAAAAGAAGGGACCCGGUCGUAAGGCCCGAAAACAGGGACCACCCAAGUUUCCAAAGAAAUCAUUCGCGCCGCUUGACGAUGAGGACAAGCGACUAUCGCACCGUCAAAAACAACGUGUGGCUAAACGGGAACAAAAGAAAGUAGUGCAGAAAUCUAAAUUGAAGGAGAAACGUACUCAACAGCCCCGUAGGCAAAAGGAAUAUAACAGCGAAAGCGAGCCCGAAGAGAAGCAACAGGCGGAGUCUUCGGACGAGGAAGUCCCAGAACUUGUGCCAGUCAAAAAAAACAAUUCAAAUGGUUUCACAGAUGAUAACAAGGAUUGGCUAAAGCUAAAAUUAAAAAAGCCACAAAAAACGAUUAAGAAACAUUCAGAUGAGGAAGAUCUAGAUGAAGAGCAAGAGUCUGAAAAUGAAUUUGAAGCUGGUUCAGAUGGGGAACUAGAGGAAGAGGAUAAUGAAGGGACAGAUGGGGAAGAGGAAGAGUCUAUCGACGACGAUGAUGGUGAUGCUCAAGUUGGUAAAUUGGACGAUCUUUUUGAUGAUGACGAGGGCAACUCCGAACAAGAUGUAGACAGUGAAAAUGAUGAAGAAUGUGCCACUGAUGAUGAUGAUGAUGACGAUGAGGAUGAUGAUGAUGAUGAUGACGACGACGACAAGUUGCCAAUUGAGCGCGCCAACAAAAAACUGAAGAAGCGUCAGGACAAGGAUGCAAAAUUGGCUCAUGAGGAGAUGCAAAUGUCUGUCGAUCAGGCUGAAGUGUUCCAUUUGCCUGAACCCGGUGAAGACGCCGAUAAGGAGUUGUCAUUACAGGAUGUUCAGCAGCGCAUUAAAGAUAUUACACAGGUGCUCUCGGACUUCGGCAAGUUUCGGGAGGAAGGUCGCUCACGCAGCGAGUAUGUAGAUCAGCUGCGUCAGGACCUGUGCUUGUACUACAGCUACAAUGAGUUUCUCAUGUCCAAAUUAAUGGAUAUAUUUAAGUUAAGCGAUCUGAUGGAUUAUUUAGAGGCUUCAGAGGUAGCGCGACCGUUGACCAUCCGCACAAAUUCGUUAAAAACACGUCGCCGUGACCUCGCUGGUGCGUUAAUAAAUCGAGGUGUUAAUCUUGAUCCGCUGGGCAAGUGGACAAACGUCGGCCUUGUAAUUUUCAACUCAACGGUUCCGUUGGGCGCCACGCCUGAGUAUCUGGCAGGACAUUAUAUGGUUCAGGGCGCAUCCUCUAUGCUGCCAGUAAUUGCGUUGGCUCCACAGGAGAACGAACGGGUGUUGGACAUGUGCUCUGCACCAGGCGGCAAAGGCUCACAUAUAGCAGCCGUUAUGAAGAACACGGGUGUGCUGUUUGCGAACGAUGCAAAUAGGGACCGCAUCAAGGCCGUUGUGGCCAACUUUCACCGUUUAGGGAUUGUGAAUGCGGUUGUCAGCUGUGAAGAUGCCACUAAGUUCCGAAAUAUAAUGACGGGCUUUGAUCGAGUGCUGCUCGAUGCGCCCUGCACAGGCACCGGCGUUGUCUCCAAGGAUCCGAGUGUUAAGACUACCAAGUCAGAGAUUGAUGUGCAACGUUGUUAUAAUUUGCAGCGCAAGCUUUUGCUCACUGCCAUUGAUUGUGUGGAUGCAAAAUCAGCCACUGGCGGAUAUAUAGUGUAUUCCACUUGCUCCGUCCUGCCCGAGGAGAACGAGUGGGUCAUUGAUUAUGCUCUUAAGAAGCGUAAUGUAAAGCUAGUGCCCCUUGGAAUUGAUUUUGGUGAGCCUGGUUUUACCAAGUUCCGUCAGCAUCGCUAUCACCCAAGCUUACAUUUGAGCAAGCGGUUUUAUCCACAUACAAACAAUAUGGAUGGCUUUUAUGUGGCCAAGCUGAAAAAGUUUUCGAACACCAUUCCUAUAACCAAAGAGGAGCAGGAAGCGGAUGAGAAGCAACUUGACGAAGCAAUUGCAUCAGAUCAGGCCGAGCCAAAUACGGCAGCAGAUAACGAGGAGGAGACAAUAGCCCCCGAAGCACCACGCAAAACGCUCGGAAAACGAGCUGGAAAGCCAAGCCUAACAGAUGUGGAACAAGACCUAAAAAAGAAAAAGCUUGAAAAAGCUAAGACAAAAUAUGUAGCCAAGGUGUUUGAAAAGCCCAUCAAAAUGACGAACAAGAUAAGUAAAGAGUCAACGUCGCCUGUUGCAGAUACGCCUAAGGUCAAAAAAGAGCAGAAUUUGACCAUUUUACAAGAGUCACCAUCGAACGGCAAUAAAAAAGAGAAAAGCGUAAAAAAAGAACAGCAACCGGAGGCCCAAAAAAAUGGACAAAAGCCAAGCAGCAAGGCGCAGCCGCAACACAAAACUAAGCUGACUAAUAAGCUCUCACAGGCGCCGCGUGUGGAUGUGGAUGAACUACCAUUGCUGGAGGGUAAGCCCAUUAAAAAGCAAAAUAAACUUAAGCAAAAGUCCAAACAGCUGGGACAGUUGAAAAAAUCCAAGAAGCCAGUGGACAGAAAACAAAAGUUAAACAAAUAAGCAUAAAUCAUUCUAAUUUCUAUAGUUUAAUUGAAAUAUUUUGUUGGGUAAGUGUCAAAGCUUUUUAAGCUGUGCAUAUCCAAUUAUUUGUUUUUAUAAUAAGAACAAAACAGUUGGAUUUUAAAUAUAUUUA